AUGGGCGAGCAAGAAGGAGAAGACGGGGCCGGAGGAGAAGCCUUUCUACUACCCAGUUGCCAAGAGAGCAUUUUCGAUCGUGUGCAGAGGGAGAAGGCGGAGCAGUUGGAAAUCGUGGCGAUGCAGCAGAGGACGGCGAGAGGGGGAGUUUUGGGCUACGGUCACAAGUGUGUUAUAUUCGUCCAUGGACGUGGCUUUGCUGUCCUCGCGGCUGGAAUCGGAUUCUACUUUGGCCAAAUGAUUCCACAGAAAGGCGAUACGUCGUCCACCGCGCCGCUUCUCACCUUCAUCCCGCCGAGACAUAACCUCUCGGAAGCGAAUAUGGAGGCCGCGUGGGUUGAUUUCCGCGACAUCGUGGGGAAAGACAAUAUCUCGCUCGAUAGCAACGAUCUCGCAUCACACUCUGGGUCGUCGUGGUCCUCGCAUCCCGCGCUGCCAGGCGACAUACCCUUCUGCGUCGUCAAGCCCGGCAGCACGCAGGAAGUCAGCGCCAUCAUGGCAAUCUGCCACGAGCGCAAAAUCCCCGUGACGCCAUACAGCGGCGGGACAAGUCUGGAGGGCCAUUUCGCCGCGACAAAGGGUGGCAUAUGUAUAGAUUUCUCCCGCAUGGACCAGAUCCUCAAACUGCACAAGGACGACCUCGACGUCGUGGUUCAACCUGCAGUCGGCUGGGAACUGCUCAAUGAAGAACUCGCCAAAGAGGGAUUAUUCUUCCCGCCGGACCCCGGCCCAGGCGCGAUGAUAGGCGGCAUGGUCGGCACGGGGUGUUCUGGCACAAACGCGUAUCGCUACGGCACCAUGAAGGACUGGGUAAUCAGCCUGACGGUCGUACUCGCCGACGGCACGAUUAUCAAAACCCGCCAAAGACCGCGCAAGAGUAGCGCCGGCUACGAUCUCACGCGCAUGUUUAUCGGCAGCGAAGGCACACUCGGUCUCGUGACCGAAGCCACGCUCAAAGUCACAGUCAAACCCCAACACACCUCCGUCGCCGUGUGCGCGUUUCCCAGCAUACGUGCUGCGGCCGAUUGCGUGUUCAGCGUCGUCGGCGCGGGCGUGCCCAUCGCUGCUAUUGAGAUAUUGGACGACGUGCAAAUGCAGUGCAUCAACGACGCCGGCCAAACAUCCAAAACAUGGGCCAACGCACCGACGCUAUUCUUCAAAUUCGCUGGCACGCCCAAUGCAGUUAAAGAGCAGGUCGGCCAGGUCCAAUCGCUUGCGAAGCGCGCAGGCAGCGUGAGUUUCGAAUUCGCCAAGAGCGAGCAGGAGAAGGAGGAUUUGUGGCAGGCGCGGAAAGAGGCGCUUUGGAGUGUUAUGGCGAAGACGGGGGGAGACCCGGAUAUGGCUGUUUGGACGACGGAUGUCGCUGUGCCGAUUUCGAAAUUGCCGCAGAUUAUUGAGGAGACGAAGGAGGAGAUACGGAAGACGAUCAUUCUGUACAACAAGAAAACAGAGUACGAAAAGGCCAAACACCUCGUGCACGACCAGGUCAAGCGCGCAAUCGAGCUCGAAGGCACGGCGACAGGCGAACAUGGAGUCGGACUCGUUAAGCGCGACUAUCUCCCGCAUGAGCUGGGCGAGAGUACCGUGGACGCAAUGAGGCAAUUGAAGAAGGCAUUUGACCCGUUGUGUCUGCUAAACUGCGAUAAGAUAGUGCGUGCGUCAAGUCCGAAGGAAGGGGAAGUAGCUGAGUGGUAG
Messenger RNA from Parastagonospora nodorum SN15, 1695 nucleotides. RefSeq lists its product as hypothetical. The transcript is spliced from 3 exons. Gene Ontology annotation, cellular component: mitochondrion. Gene Ontology annotation, biological process: lactate catabolic process. The record is from RefSeq and is a predicted model, not a curated record. The coding region runs from base 1 to 1695 and encodes 564 amino acids. Gene Ontology annotation, molecular function: D-lactate dehydrogenase (cytochrome) activity; D-lactate dehydrogenase (NAD+) activity; FAD binding. NCBI's taxonomy places the organism in Eukaryota, Fungi, Ascomycota, Dothideomycetes, Pleosporales, Phaeosphaeriaceae.